UCUGUUCCCCCCUUCAGCUUGACGCCAUUUACAGCCCAAAUCCCGACCUCCUCUCCGGAAAGAGCAGAAAAAAACACUCACACACGAGGAAAAGUACUUGCAACCUCUCAGAGCCUUGCGGAUAAAACACGCCAAAUUAAAACUUUCGGAGCUGGAGUUUUUUGUCGCUCGCUUUUCUUUCUUUUUUUUUUCUUCUUCUUCUUCUUCUUCUCCUCCUUGUUGCAGGAAAAGUGGAGUCAAGCUAAGUUUACCCUCCGGCGGUGACUGACUGAAAGUUUUGCCUCGUGCUCUUGCGCAAAACACGGGAUUUACGUCUUAGCGCUGCUUUUAAUGAAAAUGCGCUCCACUCGGAAACUUUCUCAAUGGAUUUUAACGACGGCUUCCCCGACUGAACUGCUGAUGUAGGGAAUAAACUCUCGCCCAAAUUGGAUAUAUUUCACCUAAACGGGGGCUAAAGUGUCGGAAGCACGGACUUCAGAUGUGUCCCAUGCCAGUCAGAGUGGCCCUUCAGUCCCGAGAUGGAUUCCAGAAGUCAGAACGACAGCGACGGGGGAGGAGGACACCACGGACGGUCACCGUCAUCGACCAGCUUGUCGGGCACGCCGCAUGACGAAGGGACACCGCAACCAUGGCCUCCUCAAACCCACAAUGGUCCGCUAGAUACUGGGCUGAACAACGGGCAGCCGCCCCAUACUCUAGCAGUGCUAUCUCUGGAUCAGAUUAGGAUAACUGGGAGUAGUAAUGAAUAUUCAGAAGGGCCCACAGUCGCCCAAAGGUCUCCGGCCACUCAGCAAAGGCAACAGAAGAACGACUUGUUGUCGUCACCUGGUUCAAGGACAAGUGGGCAGCAGGAGACUCGGGAAGAGAGGCCUAAUAACCUCCGCAACCUGCAGUCAUUGACUCAGCAUGGAAACACAAAUACAUCCAUUUCUUCCAGGGAGGGUGUGCUGCGGUCCUCCAGUGUAGAGGACUCCCAGAGUAGUAUCAGGACCAGCGUGGGGAGCACUUCUUCGGGCCAGAGGCUCCUCAGCAGCCCAGCAGGGGGCGACCAGAUCAUCAGGACCCAGCCGAAACGAGCAGAGCUGAACUCAGAAGAGUUGAAACCCCUGAACGAUGAGUCCAUGGCGGUGGUGGCAGUGCCAGGCAGCGGAGGCCAUAAAAAUCUCGGUAAACACUCAAACAAGUGUGAGGACUGUGGUCGGUGCCAGUGUUUGGAGUGCAGUCGCCCGCGGGUGCUUCCCUCCUGCUGGAUGUGCGGCCGGAGGUGCGUGUGCUCGGCGCAGAACGCGGUGGAGUACGGGACGUGCGUCUGCUGCGUCAAGGGGCUGUUCUACCACUGCUCCAGCGACGACGAGGACACGUGCGCUGACAAGCCCUUCUCGUGCACGCAGUCUCACUGCUGCGUCCGCUGGACCACCGUGUCCCUCCUCUCCCUGCUCUUCCCCUGUAUCCUGUGCUACCUCCCGGCUAAAGGAUGUGUCGCCGCGUGCCAGAGCUGCUAUGACCGAGUCACACGACCCGGCUGUCGGUGCAAGAACACAAAACCAAUCCACUGUGAGGAUGACGGCAAGCAAACGUAGACGAGAUGGUUAAUGUGUGCUGAAAUGCAGAAGGAUGGAAGGACUCCAUGUCGACUGAACUGAUAGAUGUCUUGGCCCUGUAGCUGUGUAGUGGAAAGGUUCGAUUAAGAAGCUAAUGAUGCUGUUGUGCUUGAGUUUUUGUUUUCCAUCAUUCAUGCCCACCAGUUCCACGCUGGAGGUGCAUUCACUCAUCUUAGCAUUAUAAGUUUCACUUGAAAGGUAAACCAAAAUAAGCGCUCCACAUGUUUAAAGGUAUGAAGACACAUUCAACUACUGUUUUGUCCUGAAGAAUAAUUUGCCCAGGUAGAGCUCAGAUAUGGUGUUGUGGCUACGAGAGUCCAAAUGGAUAGCCUUUUUUUUUUUAACAUUUAAUACAACUUAUAUUCUAAGAACAGACUCCUGUUACUAACUAUAUGUAAAGUAGUAAAUGCAAAGGCUAUGUACAUUAGAAAAUGAGUUUGACAGAUGUUUUAUUUUUGUACAUAUAAUAAUACUUCAACUGUGAAAAGUUUUCUGCCAUACCAGAGGCACCUCGAUAAAUUCACAUUUAUAUGAAUCAGUAAACGUCAUUCAUACAAUGUUUUUUUUUUUUUUUUUUUACAUUCACUGGAAUGUAUAUCAAUCAUUUUUAUGUAAUUUACAAAGGAAAAAUCUUAUCCCUUCUACUUGUAAAUUGUACAGUGACCUUUUAUGAAAAAAAAUAUUUUCUAAUUCCAACAUUGCUUAGUGUAAAGUUAAAAAAUAUAUAUUUAUUUGAAGGUUUAUUAUUUUAUAAUGAAAAAUAUUUAUUUUGAGAACGAAUUGUUAAAUGUGUCACCUCUUUUUGGGGCUAUUCUGUAGUCACUGCAGAUUAGAGGUGACCUGUAGGAGUGUCAAAGCUGGAUGAAUAGUUCACUAUGAAUUAGAAGACAAAUAUAUUAACGUUUGAAAUUAAACCUUGAAGU
Messenger RNA from Seriola dumerili (greater amberjack), 2524 nucleotides. RefSeq names its product protein sprouty homolog 2-like (gene spry2). The record is from RefSeq and is a predicted model, not a curated record. The transcript is spliced from 2 exons. Gene Ontology annotation, cellular component: membrane; cytosol. Bases 519 to 1580 code for a protein of 353 amino acids. Gene Ontology annotation, biological process: multicellular organism development; negative regulation of Ras protein signal transduction; negative regulation of fibroblast growth factor receptor signaling pathway. Lineage: Eukaryota; Metazoa; Chordata; Actinopteri; Carangiformes; Carangidae.